Dunckerocampus dactyliophorus (ringed pipefish) is the source of this 3433-nucleotide messenger RNA. It is a transcript of the gene fam117ba, whose product is annotated as family with sequence similarity 117 member Ba. Bases 133 to 1062 code for a protein of 309 amino acids. NCBI's taxonomy places the organism in Eukaryota, Metazoa, Chordata, Actinopteri, Syngnathiformes, Syngnathidae. The record is from RefSeq and is a predicted model, not a curated record. The transcript is spliced from 6 exons.
UCGUCCUCCUUCAUUCUCCUGUCUGUCCCCCGCCAUUGUGUCCAGCUGUGGCCGUCACAGGGUGCGACCGCUGGUGCUCACCUGCCAGGUCCUUGGCCUCAGGACGACUGCCAGCACCAGCAGCUUCCCUACAUGAGGGACAAAGCCACGCAGACCCCCAGGGCCUGGGCAGAUGAGAGGAGGCGGGGCUCCCACAAGCGUUCGGCCUCCUGCGGGAGCACCGACCAGCUCAAGGAGAUCGCGAAGCUGCGCCAGCAACUCCAGCGCAGCAAGCGGAGCAGUCGCCAUCGGAGGGACAAAGAACGCAAGUCGCCCUUCAAUGGCGGCAGCCACGCCAUCAUGCAGUCGCAGGCGCCCAUUCCCAAAACCAUUCUGAUACCCAUCCCGAUAGCCAAGUCGUCUGCCCCUCGUUUCCGCAACAGCGUGGAGGGUCUCAACCAGGAGAUCGAACGCAUCAUCAUCCGAGACACCCCUGAGAAGGACGAGACCAUUGUGCCACAGGACGUCCCUGAUGGGCACCGUGCGCCGCCGCCCAUGCCCCCGCAGCGCAGCAGCAGCACCCGCAGCAUCGACACGCAGACCCCCUCGGGGGCCGGUGGCCUGGGCGGUAGCCAUAGCAACAGCAGCAGCCGCCCCGACUCCAUCUCGCCAUCCUACCUCACCGUCCUCAACGAUGCGAGCGGCGGCGGCGGCGGCAGCCCCUUUGAGGAAAAAGAGCUGGGUCAUUACUCGCCGCUGCCAAAGUACGCCGCUUCACCGCGGCCCAACAAUAGCUACACUUUCAAGAGAGAACCUCCGGAGGGUUGCGAGAAAGUCAAAGUGUCUGAGGAGUCUCUGCCAAAAACUCUGCAAGAGAUCCCCCCCUUCCUGUGUCCUGACCGCAACAAGGUCAACUUCAUCCCCAACAGCGGUUCCGCCUUCUGCCUCGUCAGCAUCCUCAAACCCCUGCUCCCCACCCCGGACCUUAACUUCCGCCCCGGGGUGGGCCUGCGUAGUCUGUCCCCGUCGCUGGUGCCUCUGUCCACCCAGCCCUGCCUCCUGGAGGAGCCCGAGAGCUUCUGAUGAGGCCUUCCACGCAACUUUCAACACUUUUAAGCUCCUACAAAAAAAAAAACAACAAAAAAAACGGCCUUCAGCAUGCAAGCUCUCUGAUGUCUUUAGCCGCAUCUCCAUCGAGAUGCUCUUUCUUCAAACGACGCUUCCCACUGCCUCACCCCCUCUGACAACACAUUUCAUUGCCAUCUUUUUUAUUCUUCUUAGUGUUUUUGGAAGGAAAAGGGCAUAAAGACCUUGAUUUCAUCGUACGAUACCAUGACGCCUUUCCACAAGACAUAUCUUUUUUUUAUAUACAUAAGUAGAAAAGAUGCCUUCCACUACAGAAGGGCCAAGGUGCUGCCGGAUUGUAGCAAAACUUGAAGGGGGGAAGAAAAAAAAAAUGGUGCCUGAUAUUUUAGACCGCUUCGUUGAACAAAUGUGAUGUAGCGCCCAUGGCGGGGCGAAGCUAACCAAAUUCAUUUAUUUGUAUUUGCUAAUGCUAAGGAGUGCAAGCUAACACGUUUUGUCUGUGACAGGUCCCCCCCCCCCCCCCCCCCCCCAAACACCCCAUUGCUUACUUGUGUCCACUGAGUCAUCACGGAUAGGCCAACUUCCUGUGUGGAGAGGCUCAAACAAAACUACCAUGAUUAAAACGUCUGUGUCUCAAAUGGAAUACUUCCGUCAGUGCACUUCAAUAAGUAUACUAAGAACACUUACUUUCUGACUGCGCAAAUUUUAGUGUAUUGCUGUCCCAUACCCUGCGAUUGGCGGGAGACCAGUCCAGGGUGUACCCCGCCUCCCACUCAGCUGGGAUGGGCUCCAGCAUGCCCUGGCGACCCUAAUUAGGAUCAGCGGCAUAGAAAGUGAAUGGAUGGAUAGUGCUGUCACUAUGCAGGCGCACUUACCUUCUUUCUAUUUUUUUAUAAUACAUUGCAAGCGCUCUAAUUCCGCCCCUUCCGCUAUGUAGCCAAGAUGGCGACUAUUGAGCGUUGGAGAGUUGUGAACAGAAGAAGCAGCGAGUAAAUAUAGCGCAAAAAAGGGGCAGAUUCAUAGUCACUAGUUACUUUUCCCCAAAAUGUAAUUGAAUUAGUAAUGGAAUGAGACUUUCAUAAAUGUAAUUAGCUAGCAGGGAAAUUAAUUAUUAUAUAUUUUUUAAUACCUUCAAGAUUUAGCUUCGUAGUGUGGCGCGUGCCGUUUAGGUGUGUUUAAUGACAUUUCGUGACUUGCAGUUCUCUACCGAAGCGCUAUGGGGAAGUGUUUUUCUUCGCGUUAGGAACCACAACUCUUAAUGGCGACGAAGCGACUUUCAGAUCGUCGAUCAGUGCACAGUGCCAUCCCACAUUUCACUGUCAGUAACGGCUUAUUAACGUGUAAAAUACUAAUGAAUUAGAUCACACGUAAUUGGAAACCAAUAACAUAUUGAAGUGUGAAUACGGAAGUAUUCCAGUUAAGACAGCCGAGGUGUGAAUACGGAAGCGCACUCAUUGCGACGCCGUCCGUGAAAGCUGCGUCUUCUGCCCCCUUGUGGCAAUACCUGUCAAGACAGUUUAGGAAACGACCGUUAAACCCACCAAGCGGUUAAUUUAUAAUGUUACGACACGACGUAUAAUGUUACAUAGAAAUAAAGAUCACUCCAGCCAACCCCCCCAUAUAUGUGCCAUAGGAAUGUACCUGGAUGUAAAUAUAGAUGCACCGUAUUGUAUCAGCUGACAAAAGACAAUGUGAACAAUUGUAUCGUAUUCCACCCACCACAUCGAUCCCCAUCAUUACCCCAUGGCGCCGCUGAGUACUGUGAAUUACAUGUUAUCAUUAUUGUGAAUAGUAAUGUAUUAAUUUAUCAGAGAGGAUGGAAUCAAGAAUAGAUGACGUCAUCCAUCUCAGGUCGUAGUGAAUAGAGUGCACCCCCACCCCAUCCCCUCAAAAAAAACUAUGCGUGUAGCCUCGCAGUCAACACCUAUGAUGGGAACCGGUACUUGACAAGCUGAAGGUGUUUGCUCAGCAAUCAGAUUUUUUUUUUAUUGAAGAAAAUCAUUUCCCCCUUUUUUAAUCAAGCAAGAAAUACAUUGUAUUGUUCCAAACAUGUGUCGUCUUUUAAUAUUCAUCCUUUAUUCUUGGAAUGAAUGAAUGAAUAGAAAGUCAGACAAACGUUACCGUUGUAUGUUAUAAUUGUGCCACAUUUAAACAACUUCUAGUACUCUUUUUAAGAUGCCCAAUAACAACAAUUUGGCCAUAAGCACAAAGCACCUGAUAAACAAAGCUCAUUUCAACAAUACACUAUUUCAUAUCAAUAUUGGUAUCAAUGCAAUCCGCCAUCUUUUCCGCUGUCGCGCAGCAACGCAUCAACGCUGCGUGUGAUUGGUCAACAGGAGGGUUCGACAACGCAACGUAUGAUUGGUCA